Messenger RNA from Corylus avellana, 1605 nucleotides. Lineage: Eukaryota; Viridiplantae; Streptophyta; Magnoliopsida; Fagales; Betulaceae. The record is from RefSeq and is a predicted model, not a curated record.
AUGGCAUUUAGUUCUAAUGGAAUCCAAGGCAGUUAUGGACCUUAUGGUCCUCUUGAAGACUUUGAGAAAUUGGAAGCAAUGUUCAAAGAGGAACAUGACCAUUUGCUUGAAAUAAAAACAGGAGAAUAUGGUUUUCAUCAACUACAGCAGCAGCACUCCCACCACCAACAACCCAAGUCAAAUAAUGUGCCAUUGGAUGAACAAAUUGCACAUCCAUCGUCUUCUUUAGAGCUCCUAAGGAAUUAUGGAAGUAGGUUCAAGAAGCUGACAGGGGAAACAUUAAACGAGAGAAGUACUGAUCAAACUUAUGUUGUCAGCCACAAAUUGUCAACCGUGGAAAUGAUAAGCAGGCUGUCUGCCUUGAGGUACGUAGCAUUCCCUUCCCAGAUGUAUGACGAUUAUAACUUGCCCACGCAUCCUUUUGGUUUUUCUCAGUCGGGUCUGUCCGAGGAUGAAAUGAGAAACGUGGAACUUGUGCACUGUCUUCUAUCCGCGGCUGAGAAAGUAGGCUACCAACAAUAUGAACGUGCAAGCAGGCUGCUUGUAAAUUGUAAAUGGGUUUCGUCUGCCAGAGGAAAUCCGGUCGAGAGAGUUAUUUUUCAUUUUGCUGAAGCGCUUCGAGAGAGAAUUGAGAAAGAACCAGGAAGGGCCACACCAAUGAAGGGAUUAAUGGAGGCAAAUGAUGAUAUCCUUCGGGGGUCGAGUAUUAAUCCUUCAUUCAUCACAGUUUACCAACAACUUCCUUUUUCUCAACUAAUGCUAUUCACGGGAAUCCAAGCCAUAAUUGAAAAUGUUGCCUUGAAGCGCAAGGUUCAUUUGAUAGAUAUGGGAAUCAGGUCUGGAGUCCAUUGCACGCUCUUGAUGCAGGCUCUUGCAGACCGACAGGAUUGCCCCAUCGAGCUUCUUAAGAUAACUGCUGUCAGAUCAACGGCCAUAGAGGAGACAGGUAAGAGGUUGGCGGCUGUUGCAGAGUCCUUGGAUUUGCCCUUUUCAUUCAAAUCAGUUGUACUACUAGACAUGAAAGAUAUCAAGGAAGAAUUAUUUGAAACUGAAGAUGAUGAAGCCGUGAUAAUCUAUACCUCAUUAGUACUGAGGACAAUGAUCUCAAGUCCUGAUUGCUUAGACAACUUAAUGAGAGUGAUUGGAAAUCUCAAACCAUCAAUAUUGGUUGUCACUGAAGUGGAAGCAAACCAUAAUUCACCCUCAUUUGUGGAUCGCUUCAUUGAGGCUCUGUUCUUUUAUGGUGCAUAUUUUGAGAGCCUGGAGAUUUGCAUGAAAGAGUAUGAUGAGGAUAGGAUGAGAAUGGAAACAUUCAUGGGUUGUUUGAUCCGAAACAUUUUAGUAGAGGAGGGCACAGAAAGGACUGUAAGAAUUGCGACAAUGGAUGUUUGGAGGGCCUUCUUUGAAAGGUUUAAAAUGGUUGAAAUAGGGUUUAGUGAGGCAUCCUUAUUACAGGCUAGUUUGUUUAUCAAACAGUUUGCUUGUAAGAGCUCUUGUGCACUUGAUAAGAAUGGGAAAUGUCUAAUUGUUGGGUGGAAGGGAACCCCAAUUCAUUCCCUUUCAGUUUGGAAGUUCCCUGGAAGGGAACCCCAAUUCAAUCCCUAG